This is a messenger RNA of Parascedosporium putredinis, 351 nucleotides long. Lineage: Eukaryota; Fungi; Ascomycota; Sordariomycetes; Microascales; Microascaceae. The record is from the annotation of a GenBank genome assembly.
AUGGCUGGCGAAAGUGGUGCGGCGACAAUGAUCGCCCUACCCUCCAGGACCCAAGCUGUCGAGAGCCAGCGUGUCGCUCCCGUGAACCCCGGCCCCCUCACUCCCGACACUUUCCCAUCGAAGUGGCUAAAGAGGUGUAUCAAGCAGAGGGAGCUUGAGCUCCCCACUGCGGUAGCUUUCCUCAUCGUGACCUGCGGCGCCGCUGUCGCCUUUCUUGGGAUAGCCGCCCUCGACAAAGCCACACCGGUCGUGGUGUUUGUGCAAGGCUCGCUCCAGUUGCUCCUCUUCCUUCUUGCGGGCGCUUUGAUCUUGGUUGUCCGCCUCGGCUACGUCCCACUUGACCUAACGUGA